GCAUCCUCGAUCUGUUGCAUUGGAAGAAGAAAGAUAUUACAUUGUGUCAGUAAUAAAUUAACCACAUUUUAGGGUGCUCAUACAGGAGGGGACCAUGGUAGAGCUGGAGAAGGAGGUGCUCCCGCUGCCUCCACGGUACCGGUUCCGAGACCUGUUGCUGGGUGACUGGCAAGCUGAUGACAGGGUGCAGGUAGAAUUCUAUGUGAAUGAAAACACUUUCAAGGAGCGCCUCAAGCUGUUCUUCAUCAAAAACCAAAGAUCCAGUCUGAGGGUGAGGCUGUUCAACUUCUCUCUGAAAGUAUUGAGCUGUCUCCUCUACAUGGUCAGAGUCCUACUGGACGACCCACAGGAGGAGAGACAGGACUGUCUGGACUGUUCCAAACAGAAUGCAUCGGUCCACCCCAGCAGGACCCAGUUUGACUGGUCUCUUAUUAUCUGGGUGAAUAGGCCUCUGCCUCUGUGGGCUCUACAGGUGCUUGUAGCUUUCAUCAGCUUUUUCGAGACCAUGUUGCUUGUGUACCUCAGCUACAAGGGCAACAUUUGGGAGCAAGUGUUGCGUGUUCCCUUCAUCCUGGAGAUGAUCAGCGCUGUUCCCUUUGUGAUCACUGUGAUUUUGCCCUCCCUCAGAAAUCUGUUCAUCCCUGUGUUUCUCAACUGCUGGCUGGCCAAACAUGCCUUGGAGAACAUGAUAAAUGAUCUGCACCGGGCCAUCCAGCGUACACACUCAGCUAUGUUCAACCAGGUCCUCAUCCUCAUCUGCACCCUGGUCUGCCUCAUGUUCACCUGUAUAUGUGGGAUCCAGCACCUAGAGCGAGCAGGAAACAACCUGACUCUGUUUGACUCGCUCUACUUCUGCGUGGUCACCUUCUCUACUGUGGGCUUCGGUGAUGUCACGCCCCAGAUAUGGCCUUCUCAGCUGCUAGUGGUCAUCAUGAUCUGUGUGGCGCUCAUCGUGCUUCCCAUACAGUUUGAGCAGCUGGCCUUCCUGUGGAUGGAGCGCCAGAAGUCUGGGGGGAACUACAGCCGAUACCGGGCCCAGACGGAGAAGCACGUGGUGCUGUGUGUCAGCUGCCUCAAGAUAGACCUCCUCAUGGACUUCCUCAACGAGUUCUUCGCUCACCCCAGACUGCAGGACUACUACGUGGUGAUCCUGUGCCCAGCAGAGAUGGAUGUACAGGUACGGAGGGUCCUCCACGUGCCCCUGUGGGCACAAAGGGUCAUCUACCUGCAGGGCUCCGCCCUCAAGGACCAAGACCUCAUGAGGGCCAAGAUGGACGAUGCUGAGGCCUGUUUUAUCCUCAGUAACCGAUUCGAGGUGGACCGCUUCGCUGCUGAUCACCAGACCAUUCUAAGAGCCUGGGCGGUGAAAGACUUUGCCCCAAACUGCCCCCUGUAUGUCCAGAUCCUCAAACCUGAGAACAAGUUCCACGUCAAGUUUGCAGAUCAUGUGGUGUGUGAAGAGGAGUUUAAGUAUGCCAUGCUGGCCCUGAACUGUGUGUGUCCUGCUACCUCCACCCUCAUCACCCUGUUGAUCCACUCCUCUAGAGGACAGGAGGGCGGGGCAUGCUCAGCUGACCAGUGGCAGCGCACCUACCGCCGCUGCUCGGCCAAUGAGGUGCAUCACAUUUGUCUGGAGGAGAGCAAGUUCUUUGGGGAGUACCAGGGGAAGAGUUUCACCUUCGCCUCCUUCCACGCACACAAGAAGUAUGGUGUGUGUCUGAUCGGAGUGCGGAGGCUGGAAAAUGCCAACAUCCUGCUGAACCCAGGUCCCGGCCACAUCAUGGGCGGCUCAGACACCUGCUUCUACAUCAACAUUUCCAAGGAGGAGAACUCAGCUUUCGUCAGGGGCCAUAGAGAGCCCACGCGGGGGGGCCCCAAGGGCAGUGACAGGGGGGUGGGGCCCCAGACCAUCUACCAUGGACUCACCAGACUGCCUGUCCACAGCAUCAUCGCCAGCAUGGGCACGGUGGCCAUUGACCUGCAGGACUCCAGUGGCAGGGCCAGCCGGACAGAGGGGGGGUUGGGGGGCGCUAACACCCUGGCCCUCCCAGCCACAGCAGACUCUGCCGAGGAGAGACGCCACAGCAUUGCCCCUGUCCUGGAGCUGGUGGACGGGGUCAACUCAGCAACCUUCGACCCGCUGGGGGACCAAUCAGAGGACGAGGGCGGGGACGAGGGGAUGUGUGUGUGCAGGUGGGUGAAGGGGUACCCGCUGAACUCUCCGUACAUUGGCAGUUCCCCUGCCUUGUGUCACCUGCUGCAGGAAAAAAUGCCCUUCUGCUGCCUGCGCCUGGACAAGGCCUGCCACCACAUCCCGUUCGAGGACGCUCGGUCGUACGGCUUUAAGAACAAGCUGAUCAUCGUGUCGGCGGAGAGUGCAGGAAACGGCCUGUACAACUUUAUCGCGCCCCUGAGGGCUUACUACCGCCCCAAGAAAGAGCUCAACCCCAUCGUGCUGCUACUGGAGAACAUACCCGAGCCAGACUUCCUGGAGGCUAUCUGCUGGUUCCCCAUGGUGUUCUACACAGUGGGCUCCAUUGACAACCUGGACAGUCUGCUGCGUUGUGGGGUGACGUUUGCUGACACCAUGGUGGUGGUUGACAAGGAGAGCUCCAUGAUCGCUGAGGAGGACUACAUGGCCGACGCCAAGACCAUAGUCAACGUCCAGACCCUCUUUAGACUGUUCCCAGCCCUCAGCAUCAUCACUGAGCUCACCCACCCAGCCAACAUGCGCUUCAUGCAGUUCAAAGUCAAAGACCAUUACUCCCUGGCUCUCUCCAAGCUGGAGAAGAAAGAGAGAGAGAGAGGCUCCAACCUGGUCUUCAUGUUUCGUCUACCCUUCGCUGCUGGGAAGGUGUUCAGUGUCAGCAUGCUGGAUACUCUACUGUAUCAGUCCUUUGUGAAGGACUACAUGAUUUCCAUCACCAGACUGUUGCUGGGACUAGACUCCAUGCCUGGCUCAGGCUUCCUCUGUGCUAUGAAGAUCACUGAGGAGGACCUGUGGAUCCGCACCUAUGGUCGACUCUACCAGAAACUGUGCUCCUCCACUGGUGACAUCCCCAUCGGCAUCUACCGCACUGAAGCCCAAAAGUUACCAGUCUCUGAGGUACCUUCCCAGGUGUCCAUCACAGUGGAGGACUACGAGGACACCAGAGAGCCCAGAGAGCCCCUGCUGUCCCGGAGGGGUCCCCACCGCAACUCCACCUCUUCCGAGCCCCCCUCCACUUCCUCCCACUCCUCGGACCACCCCCUCCUCCGGCGGAAGAGCAUGCAGUGGGCCAGAAGGCUAAGCAGGAAGGGGGGUCGGGGGCCCAGCGGGUCGAAGGGGGUCACAGGAAGUGCUGCGGAGAGGAUCAGCCAGCAGAGACUGACCCUGUUCAGACGCUCUGAGAGACAGGAGCUCAACUCUCUGGUCCGCACACGCAUGAAACACCUGGGCCUCUCAGCCACAGGAUUCAAUGGGAUGACGGACCAGGGCAACAGGUUGUCUUACAUCCUCAUCAACCCCUCUCCUGACACCAGGCUGGAGCUGCACGAUGUGGUGUACUUGAUCAGACCAGACCCUCUGUCUCUGUUGCCUAACCAGGGGGGCACUAGGAAGGUCAGCAACAGCUGCUCCGAGGGCCACAGGUUCCACACACAGAACAGCACCCAUUUGUGAGCAUAGACAACAGAACUCAGCAGCAUAGGGGGAGUGGAGAGAGAAACGAGAGAGAGACAGAGAGAAAUGAGAGAGAGACAGAGCGAGGGAGAGAAAGAGAGAGAGAGACAGAAAGAGGGGGGGGAUAUACUAUAGGGAAGGACACGUGUUCCACAUCUACUCUGAACAGACAGUCACAGCUGUCACGUUGUUUUGUAUUCAGAAACUCUCAAAUGGACCUUUUCUACGAGCUGGUUUGUUUCAUUUAUGCACCGUUUCAUUUUUGAAGUGGAGAGCUGGGGACACAGAAGUGCAUUCAAUGACCUUGUAUUUGUAUUUAUGUAUGUGCAUGUACUGUGUGUAUGUUAUGAGCCAGACACUGACAUUUAUAUCUGGACAGCCAAAGGAACUCAUUUCCAAAUGACUGUUAUUUUUCUGUCUCUAUGUGGUUGUGUGUGUCGAGGUGAUUGCAGCCGAGCCAACAGUAUGCUGAUCUGGGGUUUCAUGAAUAUUUUCUGUACCUUUUUAUCUGAUCGUACUGUUACUUUAACUCUCCGUCAGUUCCCAUGUUCCUCUUUUAGCUCAGCAGCAGAGGAAGCCAAAGAGCAGUGAUCACCUGUCAAUUUCCACAAUUAGAGAGCUAGCAGGCAUACACUAAUGCUGGAUAAUCUACAACACCAUUUACUGUCUUCAGAAAGAAAGGGAAAAGCUUUGAAGGAGUGACCCAGUCGAUGAGUAUCUCUUGAACAAAGCUAAUAUUCGUUUACUGAUUCAUGUAACUUUAUGGAUAGUUCUAAGUGGCCAAGGCCAGCUUUUCUGUCUCUGUUAAUUAGUUAGUUAGUUAUUGAGUCAGUGUUUACCCUUCCCCACGUCUCCUCAACCAGCUCACUAUUCUAUUAUUGUCAUGCAUGUUGGAGAGUCAUGCAUGUGGAGACCAAGGUCUUGAAAGCCGUGUGAAUCUUUGUCUGAAACCCAGCAGAGGUUUAUCAGAGAUGGUGGCGCCACCGUGUGGUGAGAAUGCUGUUCAGCAUCCCUGCACUAGAAGUGCCCUCAUUCAGUGCUGUUUCAACAGAUAUGGAAAUAUGUAUAUAUUAAAGUUGCUAUACAUCUACA
Molecule: messenger RNA, 4753 nt
Organism: Oncorhynchus masou masou (cherry salmon)
Lineage: Eukaryota; Metazoa; Chordata; Actinopteri; Salmoniformes; Salmonidae
Product: potassium channel subfamily T member 2-like
Exons: 31
Coding region: 95-3661 (1188 amino acids)
Biological process (GO): potassium ion transmembrane transport
Cellular component (GO): plasma membrane
Molecular function (GO): intracellular sodium-activated potassium channel activity; outward rectifier potassium channel activity
Source: RefSeq, a predicted model, not a curated record